Nerophis ophidion (straightnose pipefish) is the source of this 8936-nucleotide messenger RNA. It is a transcript of the gene e2f1, whose product is annotated as E2F transcription factor 1. Gene Ontology annotation, molecular function: DNA-binding transcription factor activity, RNA polymerase II-specific; RNA polymerase II cis-regulatory region sequence-specific DNA binding; protein dimerization activity. The transcript has 8 exons. The record is from RefSeq and is a predicted model, not a curated record. Gene Ontology annotation, cellular component: Rb-E2F complex. Bases 802 to 2160 code for a protein of 452 amino acids. NCBI's taxonomy places the organism in Eukaryota, Metazoa, Chordata, Actinopteri, Syngnathiformes, Syngnathidae. Gene Ontology annotation, biological process: G1/S transition of mitotic cell cycle; regulation of transcription by RNA polymerase II.
AACAGAUUUCGCGCGAAAAAGCUGUGUCCCCCACCCCCAGUUUCCAGCCCUUGUUUGGAUGGGGAUCAGCUGGGAUAAUAAUAACAAUAACGGCGGACGACCGGGGCAGGUGAAGACACUUUUUGGGGGGGACCUGACGUGAGCCACGCGGGUGUUUAAUUCGACGGAGGUUUAGUUUUUGGACGCGUUCUCCUUACACUUUGUGUGGGACGUCUUCUUCCUGGAUUGUCCUCUACAAACCGACGGGCUCGGUGGCUAAUAUCCCGCUAGCAUAAGCUAAAAUGUCUUAAUUGUCUUAUUGAAAGCUAUUCUUUUAAACACAACGCACCCUUAACGUAAAUAAUGCCUUUGGAUGUUUAGUUUUUAUUGCCAUCGCAGCGCCGCUACUGCUACUAUUACUACUACUACCCGCGAAAGUGCUGCAAACUUUCGCGCGUCCUGCCGCGAAACAGCUGGCGGUUACAUUAUUGCUCGCUGGGGGCAAAAUGGCGAGUUUAUCGGUGCGUUUUUACACUUUAGUGUCCGUUUGAGACGGAUAGCUGAGUUAGCAUGCUGGCUGCUGGGCCUGCUCCCCUGCUGACAAGCCGCAGCUGUCCAGUUGCUCAGCAAGUGUUCAAAAAAGGUUGCAUUUAGUCUUGUGCAACCCCCCCCCCCCCUCCCCCCACCACAUUAGAAGUGGUGACGUAUGCUCGAUGAGGACAUCACGUGGUGUCUCCACUGUGGCCUCCAGUGACCUUUCAGGAGGGUCCAUCUUCAUCUUCUUGUGACAUAGCAGACCCGAGUCCAGAACCCUUUUUGGCCAUGUCAGAGACUCUGAUAACGGGUCACACGUCGGAGGAUCUCUUGGCCGACUUUGAGACUUUGCUGAACUCCGGGAGCAUCGGGCCGGGUCAGGACCACCAGAUCGUCAUCAUCACCAGCCCCGGCGACGGCUCGGGACUCCGUCUGGACGCCGCCCCCUCCAGCACGGGCGAAGUCCUGCUCUUCGCCACGCCGCAGGGACCCGUCGACGUGGCCUUCCAGGACAAGCGGCGCCCGGUUCUGGGAAGACCACCGGUUAAGAGGAAGUUGGACCUGGAUAGCGACCAUCAGUACGUUAGCACAAGUCGAGCGUCUUCAGUGCACGCGCCGCCAUCCACGCCGGCCCCUCCCCGAGUCCCUGGAGUCGCCACAGAGAAGUCUCGCUACGACACCUCCUUGAACUUGACCACCAAGCGCUUCCUGGACCUCCUGUCCCAGUCGGCCGACGGCGUGGUGGACCUCAACUGGGCCUCGCAGGUGCUUGAUGUCCAGAAGCGCCGCAUCUACGACAUCACCAACGUCCUGGAGGGCAUCCAGCUCAUUUCCAAGAAGUCUAAGAAUCACAUCCAGUGGCUUGGCAACCGGAUCGACGGGGAGACCGUGGCGCGCCAUCAGAAGCUGCGGAGGGAGGUGCGAGACCUCACGGCGGCCGAGGAUCAGCUAGACAAGCUGCUCUCCAAAUGCAACAUCCAGCUGCGACUGCUCACCGAGGAACCGCAGAGCAAGAGGCUGGGCUAUGUGCGCUGCCAGGACUUGAGGAAGUCCUUCGAUUCCCCGGACCAGCUGGUCAUGGUAAUCCGAGCUCCACCAGAGACCCAGAUGCAGGUGUCAGACCCCAGCGAGGGCUACCAGGUGUCGCUGAAGAGCACGCGGGCGCCCAUCGACGUCUUCCUCUGCCCGGACGACAGCUCCGGCGUCUGCAGCCCCGUGACAGGAAGUAGUCCGGAAAAAGUCGACCUCUCCCCGCCGCCGCGUCACCGGCGGCAGACACGACCUCGCCGCACGACAUCACCGGACAAAGAGCCGAGCACCACGGCGGCCUUAGAGGUGGCGUUGUCCUCGCCCUUGUCCUCGUCCUCUACGGUGACGGCGGCGACUCAGCCGGGCGCCUCGCUCGCCGGUGACACAGAACCCCUUUUGGGGGGCGACCCGUUCCCCAGCUUGGGGGACAUGGCGGACUUCAACUUCUCCACGGACUUCCUGAACGGUGAAAGCCUCGCCCUCCCGUUGGACGGCUUCAUCAACUUGUCCCCGCCUCACAGCCACGACUACCACUUUGGGCUGGAGGACGGCACGGGAAUCAGCGAACUGUUCGACUGCGACUUUGGCGACCUGUCGCAGGUUCUGGGGGAAAGCUAGAAGUACGAAAGAAGGACGGAGGAGAUUUAUGUCGGGAUUGUGGGAAACGUGGACGUUUUAAUACAAGCUGUUCCUUGUCGUGAACCAGUCAGUCACAGGGCUAAAGUAGCGCGGUGGACCCUCGGAAGUUUACCAACAGUGGAAUUGAACGUGGGUACAAUUUCACAUUACUUCUUCCCAUUUAAAUAAGAUUUUAGAACGUCUUGCAAGUGCAAAAAAAGUUAUGUUUUUGGGAAAAACCUGAAGCAACUUUCAUUGUUCCUUUUUAAGUACUAUUUUGAAGUAGUUUAAUACGUGCGUUAAAAUGCAAAAAUGUUUAUGUAACUGUUAAUCGUAAAUAUUACAAACAAUUAAACUUAUUUCCAUUAAUGUUCCUGUUCAAGUAACAUUUUUGCAAAAAAAAAAAAAAAUGUCGCAAACGAUAAAACAUCGCAAAAUAUUUUAGUUCGGUUUUUGCCGUUACCAAUUAAGUAACAUUUGAGCGUUGUUCAAAGAUGUUAGUAAAAAUACUUUAUGCAAGUUACGAUAAACCGUAGCAUUUGAGCGCUAUUGCCAUCAUUUUCAUUAAAGUAACAUUUUGGCAUUGUUUAACAUCACAAAUGUUCGUAAAGAAGAGACACAUUUCCGUUUUUAAAGUUAAAAACUUUUAAAAGUUUUUAACAUAGUAUGAAAACCUUAAAAUAGCAAAGAUUCGUAGCAACUUUUUUUUUUUGUUCUAUCAAAACGACGAACGUCAGCAAUGUGUAAAAAGUUAUUAAAAGUAAAGGUGACGUCAAUACGAGUAACAGUUUUGCAUCGUUAGAUGUCACCUAAGUGUAAAAUUUUAUCAAAAGUAAACGUUACGUCAUUAUGAGAAGCAGUUUCACCUUUUUAAACGUCACCUUUGUAUAAAAAGUUAUCAAAAGUAACGUUUACGUCAAUACAAGUAACAGUUUUGCAUCGUUAAACGUCACCAAUGUGUAAAAAGUUAUUAAAAGUAACGUUUACGUCAAUACAAGUAACAGUUUUGCAUCGUUAGAUGUCACCUAAGUGUAAAAUGUUAUCAAAAGUAAACGUUACGUCAUGAGUAGCAGUUUCACCUUUUUAAACGUCACCUACGUAUAAAAAGUUAUCAAAAGUAACGUUUACGUCAAUACAAGUAACAGUUUUGCAUCGUUAAACGUCACCUAUGUAUAAAAAGUUAUUAAGAUGAAACGUUACGUCAAUACAAGUAACAGUUUUGCAUCGUUAAACGUCACCUAUGUAUAAAAAGUUAUUAAGAUGAAACGUUACGUCAAUACGAGUAACAGUUUUGCAUCGUUUAACGUCAACUACAUAUGAAAAGUUAUCAAAAGUAACGUUAACGUCAAUUAGAGUAACAGGUUUGCAUUGCUUGAUGUUACUUACGCGUAAAACAUUAUUAAACGUAAACGUUACGUCAAUAUGAGUAACAGUUUCGCAUCGUUAAACGUCACCUGUGUAGUAACAAGUUAUUAAAAUUAAACGUUAACGUCAAUACGAGUAACAGUUUCGCAUUGUUUAUCGUCAACUACAUGUGAAAAGUUAUCAAAAGUAACGUUAACGUCAAUUAGAGUAACAGGUUUGCAUUGCUUGAUGUCACCUAUGCGUAAAACAUUAAAUGUAAACGUUACGUCAAUACGAGUAACAGUUUCGCAUCGUUAAACGUCAACAACGUGUAAAAGUAAACAACGUCAAUACGAGUAACAGUUUUGCAUCGUUAAACGUCAACAACGUGUAAAAGUAAACGUUAACUUCAAUACGAGUAACAGUUUCGCAUCGUUAAACGUCAACGUGUAAAAGUAAACGUUAAUGUCAAUACGAGUAACAGUUUCGCAUCGUUGAACGUCAACAAUGUGUAAAAGUUAUCAAAAAAAAACGUUAACGUCAAUACAAGUAAGUUUUGAAUCAUUAAACGUUAGCUAUGUGUAAAAAGUUAUUGAAAGUAAACCUUAACAUUAAUGAGUAACAGUUUUGCAUCGUUAAACAUUACCUGUGUAAAAAGUUAUCUAAAGUAAUGUUACCGUCAAUACGAGUAACCGUUUUGCAUCGUUAUAUGUCACCUACGUGUAAAACUUUACUCAAAAGUAAACGUCACGUCAAUACGAGUAGCAGUUUCACUUUGUUAAACGUCACAUAUGUAUAAAAAGUUAUUAAAAGUAACGUUACGUCAAUACGAGUAACAGUUUCGCAUCGUUCGAUGUCACCUACGUGUAAAACGUUAAAAGUAAACGUUACGUCAAUAUGAGUAACAGUUUCGCCUUGUUAAACAUUAUCUACGUGUAAAAAGUUAUUAAAAUUAAACGUUAACUUAAAAACUUUUUUCCGAUUUAUCAAUUUGAGUAACAUUUUCACAUCAUUAAAUCAUGUACGUGUAAUUAGUUAAAAAAACAAAAAAACAUUACAAAACACAAAUACUUAAACCUGGUCAAACGUCACGUACGUGUGAAAAGAAGUUGUUAAUACCCGACGUUGGAACAAAAAAAGUUCUCAGCACAUCUAUUAUUGAAAUGUACGUUACAUUGUUAAACUUCGCAAAUGUGAAGUCGGAUGAAUAUCAGUUCAAGUUAAAAACUGGGAAACUUGUAAAGUACAAUUUUUGCAUCGUUAAACAUGGCGGACGUGCAAAAAAGGUUUACACAAACAAUUUUUAAGCAUCAUUUUUGCAUCGUUACUCAUCAUCCGCGUGUAAAAAGUAGUCUAUAGUAACCGUUAAAACUCAUAGCAUAUUUUUUGGUGGUAAACGUUAAAAAUGCUAAAACGCGCAGCAAAGUUAUUUGUUCCAUUUUUACAAUUAAAAUAACAUUUUAGCAUUGUUGAACACGAAUGUAAAAUUGGACAAAGUGUAAAAAGAAGUUUAGACGUACAACUUUUGUUCCGUCAUUAAAAUUAGGUAACAUUUUUGCAUCUUUAACCAUCACCCGACGUGUGAAACAUUAUUAGUUAACGUUAAUACUCCCGCUGUUUUUAAGUCGCUACACAUCACGUCCUAAAACAAUUGCAAAUGUUUGUAUUCUAUCAAUACAUUUAGGUCACUUUUCACACCGAGUACAGGUGGGAAAAGUUGUUCGUAGUAAACAUCGCAAAUGCCAAAACUUGUAGUGACGUUUUUUUUUUGUCUCGUUAUUCUAAUUUAGAUCACUUUUCACGUUGGUAAACGUCACGUAGGUGUGAAAAGAAGUAAACGAUAAAGCUUGUUGCUACUUUUUUUGUCUUUUAAACACCACCAGUAAAUAUAAUUUUAACAUCGCUAAAUUGUGCUAAAUAAGUUACUGGUAAACGUUAAAAACGAUAAAACACGUUUUUUUUUAACUUAGCUUGUUAAAUGAUCAUUUUCUUCUUUGGUAUCAAGGGUAUAAACAUGCACACAUUUUUUUUUCGUAAUAAUAGUUGCUAAAUUUUAUGCCAUUUUCCGAUGUUUGGUCGCCAAACUUCUGAGGGUCCACUAAAGUGUUUAAGCGAGGUGUGGUGCUAAAUGUCUUGUCGUUUUUCUAACUGAAAAUCUCCCACCAAAAAUAGUGCGGCACUUGUCUGCGGCACCACCUUUUUAGCGGUGGUGUAGCGGUAUUUAAAUUAUUUAUGGAAUGGUCGGGUGUCGGAAGUGGCCUGUGCAAGAAGUGAGUGACUUUUAGGUUGUAGUCGCCGUCUUUUUAGAGGUGUUUGCCGACCAAGAGGCAUUUAGCUUAGUGUUAUCCCCAAAAAGGUAUGGAUCUCGGUAAGAAGAAGAAGAUGCAAGCAAUGGAUUGGGUUUGGGGUGUCGUUCUCAAAAGGUGUGUUCCGGUGGAAGCUAGCAGGUAAAAAAAAAAAGUGUAAUGGGAUGUGUCGGUAUGUUGGAUGUUCACAGUCUCAGGUGUGCCAAGUUAUUUUUCUUCUGGCUUAGUGAUCAUUUACCUUUUAACAAAUCCGACAUUCCUAUGGGAUUGGGUGGAUGCUUCCAGAAGGUUCCGAAAAAAGAGCACUUGAAGCGCUAAGUGGUCUUACGUUCUUCUUGUAAUGUUCCUGUUCAGUGCACUUAAAGAUGUCAUUUAAUUUUUUUUAAAUGCUGACUUUCAGACAUAAAAAAGUAUUUCGUAUUUUGUCAUAUUUACCGAUUUUGUAGAUAAACUCGGAACUGGUGUGCCGACAUGAUGAUCGGUAUACUAAAACCCAGUUCGCAAACCCAUGCCUUUAGAUUGCAUACAAAAUCCACGUAAACGUAAUAUUGUCCGCGUUGUUUCUUAUUGCUACCGAUUUCUAAGUUAUGUUGUGCUUUUUCUUUGGCUUGUGUGUUAAAAAUAGGUUUGCUGUAUUUUAAUUUUGUAUUUAUUAUUACUUUGUUGGGAUGGUAGAGAAAUGAUACAAGCCUUACUUGCCGGAAUAGGACUUUUAUCAUAUCGUUUUUUUUAAUCGGUAAAUCCAGUCAGAAAAAUCAAGAAUGACCUUAUUUAAUUUUGCGCUUCAGAUUUGUAUAUUUUGACUCCAUCACUUGCAUCACUUUAUUAUUUCAUAUAUAUUUGUAUCGGCAUCAGGAUCGCCUCCUUUAAAAGUACUUUUAAAAUCGACCUAAUUGAAUGAAUCAUAUGCGUAACUUCAAAUUUAUCGGCUUCUUGUUCGCAGAACACAGCCCACAGUUUUAUUUUGAUCAUGUUCAAAUUUGGUGUACUCUUAAUUUUACUUCUGUUCUCAACAUGGGCCAAAAAUCUGAUUUUCACUUUUAAUUUUGACUAUUUAUUGGCUUCUUGUUCGCAGAACACAGCCCACAGUUUUAUUUUGAUCAUGUUCAAAUUUGGUGUACUCUUAAUUUUACUUCUGUUCUCAACAUGGGCCAAAAAUCAGAUUUCCACUUUUAAUUUGGACUUUUUAUCGGAUUCUUGUUCGCGGAACACAGCCCACAGUUUUAUUUUGAUCAUGUUUAAAGUUGGUGUGCUCUUAACUUUACUUCUGUUCUCAACAUGGGCCAAAUAUCAGAUUUUCACUUUUAAUUUUGACCAUUUAUUGGAUUCUUGUUCGCAGAACACAGCCCACAGUUUUAUUUUGAUCAUGUUCAAAUUUGGUGUACUCUUAAUUUUACUUCUGUUCUCAACAUGGGCCAAAAAUCAGAUUUCCACUUUUAAUUUGGACUUUUUAUCGGAUUCUUGUUCGCGGAACACAGCCCACAGUUUUAUUUUGAUCAUGUUUAAAUUUGGUGUGCUCUUAAUUUUACUUCUGUUCUCAACAUGGACCAAAAAUCAGAUUUUCACUUUUAAUUUUGACUAUUUAUUGGAUUUUUGUUCGGAGAACACAGCCCACAGUUUUAUUUUGAUCAUGUUCAAAUUUGGUUUGCUCUUAACUUUACUUCUGUUCUCAACAUGGACCAAAAAUCAGAUUUUCACUUUUAAUUUUGACUAUUUAUUGGAUUCUUGUUCGCAGAACACAGCCCACAGUUUUUUUUUUUGAUCAUGUUCAAAUUUGGUUUGCUCUUAACUUUACUUCUGUUCUCAACAUGGACCAAAAAUCAGAUUUUCACUUUUAAUUUUGACUAUUUAUUGGAUUUUUGUUCGCAGAACACAGCCCACAGUUUUAUUUUGAUCAUGUUCAAAUUUGGUUUGCUCUUAACUUUACUUCUGUUCUCAACAUGGACCAAAAAUCAGAUUUUCACUUUUAAUUUUGACUAUUUAUUGGAUUCUUGUUCGCAGAACACAGCCCACAGUUUUGUUUUGAUCAUGUUCAAAUUUGGUUUGCUCUUAACUUUACUUCUGUUCUCAACAUGGGCCAAAAAUCAGAUUUUCACUUUUAAUUUGGACUAUUUAUCGGAUUCUUGUUCGCAGAACACAGCCCACAGUUUUAUUUUGAUCAUGUUCAAAUUUGGUUUGCUCUUAACUUUACUUCUGUUCUCAACAUGGACCAAAAAUCAGAUUUUCACUUUUAAUUUUGACUAUUUAUUGGAUUCUUGUUCGCAGAACACAGCCCACAGUUUUAUUUUGAUCAUGUUCAAAUUUGGUUUGCUCUUAACUUUACUUCUGUUCUCAACAUGGACCAAAAAUCAGAUUUUCACUUUUAAUUUUGACUAUUUAUUGGAUUUUUGUUUGCAGAACACAGCCCACAGUUUGUUUUUUGAUCAUGUUCAAAUUUGGUUUGCUUUUAACUUUACUUCUGUUCUCAACAUGGGCCAAAAAUCAGAUUUCCAAUUUUAAUUCAGACUUUUUAUCGGAUUCUUGUUCGCAGAACACAGCCUACAGUUUUAUUUUGAUCAUGUUUAAAUUUGGUGUGCUCUUAACUUUACUUCUGUUUUCAACAUGGACCAAAAAUCAGAUUUUCACUUUUAGUUUGGACUAUUUAUCGGAUUCUUGUUCGCAAAACACAGCCACCAGUUUUUUUUUGAUCAUGUUCAAAUUUGGUUUGCUCUUCACUUUACUUCUGUUCUCAACAUGGGCCAAAAAUCAGAUUUCCACUUUAUAAUUUAGACUAUUUAAUGAGCCCUUUUUGCCUGCAUGAGCGUGGUGGAGCUGCCUGACUAACGCUGACGCCACUUGCUCUAAGUUGAACAUGGAGGUGGAAUAAGUUGUUUAUUAGCUGUGGUUUGAUGUCAUGAAGGCAAAUUAGCGCCACCCCUGCAGGGUUCAAAGUAAUUUGAAAUCCAUUUCUGAAAAUGAAGAAAAAAUAGUCACAUCUUGAAAUGCACGCCCAAACUAUUAAGAUUAUAUUUUUUUCAGGUUUUAUUUUUGUCAUUAGUUCUUUUGGUUUUGUUUUAACAAAAAAGACUUUUUGUGUAGCCUAUUUUGUAUCCAUUUUUAACUGACAAAAAUAAAAAGUGAACUAUU